Messenger RNA from Sus scrofa (pig), 1872 nucleotides. RefSeq names its product carboxypeptidase Q (gene CPQ). Gene Ontology annotation, molecular function: metallodipeptidase activity. The record is from RefSeq and is marked provisional. Gene Ontology annotation, biological process: proteolysis; peptide catabolic process; thyroid hormone generation. NCBI's taxonomy places the organism in Eukaryota, Metazoa, Chordata, Mammalia, Artiodactyla, Suidae.
CUAGCUUAUUUUAAGAAGAAAACCAACUGGAAAAAAAAUGAAGUUCCUUCUCUUCAUAUUUGUUGGUGGUGUUCACCUUUUAUCUCUGAACUCUGGGAAAGCUAUUUAUGGAAAUGGCAACCGUCAGAGGACUUUUCAAGAAAUAAAAGAAGAAAUAGCCUGCUAUGGAGAUGUUGCUAAGGCAAUCAUCAACCUUGCUGUUUAUGGUAAAGCCCAGAACAGAUCCUAUGAGAGACUGGCACUUCUGGUUGAUACAGUUGGACCCAGACCAAGUGGCUCCAAGAACCUAGAAAAAGCCAUCCAAAUCAUGCACCAAAACCUACAGGAGGAUGGGCUGGAGAAUGUCCACCUGGAGCCUGUCAAAAUUCCCCACUGGGAAAGGGGAGAAGAAUCUGCUGUGAUGCUGGAGCCGAGAGAGCACAAGAUGGCUAUUUUGGGUCUUGGCAGCAGCAUUGGGACGCCCCCGGAAGGGAUUACAGCAGAAGUUCUGGUGGUGACCUCUUUCGAUGAACUGCAGAGAAGGGCCCCAGAAGCAAGAGGGAAGAUUGUCGUUUAUAAUCAACCUUACAGCAACUACUCGAGAACAGUGCAGUACCGCGUCCAGGGGGCUGUGGAGGCUGCCAAGGUGGGGGCUUUGGCAUCCCUCAUUCGAUCAGUGGCUUCCUUCUCCAUCUACAGUCCUCACACAGGCAUUCAGGAAUACCAGGAUGGCGUGCCAAAGAUCCCAACAGCUUGUAUUACAGUGGAAGAUGCGGAGAUGAUGUCAAGAAUGGCUUCUCGUGGGAACAGAAUUGUCAUUCACCUGAAGAUGGGAGCAAGGAACUACCCAGACGCUGAUUCCUUCAACACCGUAGCAGAGAUCAUUGGGAGCAAGUAUCCAGAGCAGGUCGUACUGGUCAGUGGACAUCUGGACAGCUGGGACGUCGGGCAGGGUGCCAUGGAUGAUGGUGGUGGAGCCUUUAUAUCAUGGGAAGCACUCUCGCUUAUUAAAGAUCUUGGGCACUUGACUAUGAAGGAAAAGAAACUGCCAUCUGGUGGCUGGAGGCUCUUUAAAAACAGAGCCUGCAGGAUCAUUUGGUCCCUGAGUUGCAUAAAGGAUGUGAGGACCAGGAAAAGUUGGCUGCGUCCAAAGAGGACUCUGCGUUUGGUGCUCUGGACUGCAGAAGAGCAAGGUGGAAUCGGUGCUUUCCAGUAUUACCAAUUACACAAGGCAAAUAUUUCCAACUACAGCCUCGUGAUGGAGUCUGACCUGGGAACCUUCUUACCCUCUGGGCUGCAGUUCACGGGCAGUGAAAAGGCCAGGGCCAUCAUGGAGGAGAUCAUGAACCUGCUACGGCCCAUCAACAUCACACAGGUCUUUGAGGCUGGAGAAGGGACAGACAUUAACUUCUGGAUCCAAGCUGGAGUGCCUGGAGCCAGUCUACUUGAUGACCUGUAUAAGUAUUUCUCUUUCCAUCACUCCCAUGGAGACACCAUGACUGUCAUGGAUCCAAAGCAGAUGAACGUUGCUGCCGCUGUUUGGGCCGUUGUCUCUUACGUCGUUGCAGACAUGGAAGAAAUGCUGCCCAGGUCUUAGCAAGUACAAAGAGAGAGGGCACUUUUGUCCUUUCUGGCCAGGAAUCCUGGGUCUGCACCUUCAGGAAGCCUCUCUUCACCUAACAAUGUUAUGCGAUCAUUUACAAAGCACAACACUUUUUUAUACUUCGUGAUAUCAUCCUUCUUGAUGCCUUCCGAACUCUCUGUUUCUAGUCUAGGGAAUGAUCCCCACCCCCACAUGGAAUCAGCAUAUAGUAAGGAUCACAGCAGGGGCAUGUCUUCAUACCACAUAAAAAUAUUAUUUCCACUUUUAAAGUAAAUACUAAAGUAAACCUU